Molecule: messenger RNA, 2304 nt
Organism: Adineta steineri
Lineage: Eukaryota; Metazoa; Rotifera; Eurotatoria; Adinetida; Adinetidae
Source: the annotation of a GenBank genome assembly
AUGCGAAAUAGAAAUAUUGGUCUCAAUCUCACACCAGUUGAACCAGUAGUACGACAAAUAAAUACAAGAUCAACUAAUUUCAAAGUAGAACGUAAACAGUUUCCUUUAGUUCCUUGUGAAGCUAUGACUAUAUAUAAAAGUCAAGGUGGUACUUAUGAAAAAGUUGUUGUCAAUCUAAAGAAAGGGAUGACAAGAUCUGAAUUAUACGUCACUUGUAGUCGUGCAACAAAAUCAAUUGGUUUAUAUUUAAAUGGCGAUUUUGUUCCACCAAAACCACCUGAACCUAAAGAUGCAGUAGCGAUGAUGUAUAUAAAUAUGAGAUCUGAACGAAUGCUCAAAUUUUCACUUGAAUUUCCUGGAGAAUCUCAAGAAGAACGAUUUUUCGUGAUAUUUCAUAAUGUACAAUCGUUGAAUAAACAUAUUUUCGAUGUCAGAUCUGAUAAAACAUUUUUGUCUGCUUCCAUGAUAAGUCUUGUUGAAACAUGGACAAAACCAAGUGACUGUUUGGAGAUUGAAGGUUUCAAAAUAAUUCACAGACGUGAUUGUAAUGAUAUACGAAAACCAUUCGGUCAAAUUACUUAUUUAAAAAAUGAUUUGAAAUAUAAAAAUAUCACCGAAAAAUAUGAAUAUUCCUCAAUAAAAAUUGAUGAUAUUUGUAUUAUUUCCGUUUACAAUUCACCCAAUUCAUCAUUUGAUGUCUUAAAGCGACAUAUGAAUGAAGCGAUAACUAUUUCAAAAGGAUUUUGUGAAAAUAUAAUUGUCGUUGGUGAUUUUAAUAUAAAUUUGAAAGUCAAAACCAAUAACAAAUUUAUUGAAUAUAUGAAAUCAUUCGGAUUUAAUUUGAUAAACAAAUUAAACAAAAGCUCAACUAAUGCUAAAACUCAGAUUGACUAUUGCUUUACUAAUGCCAAUGACUUGAAAUCUGAUUAUUUUGAAAGUCUUACAAGUUUUCAUAAACCAAUAUGGAUAAGAAAACAUGAAGUUUUGACUAAGUUUCAUUUUGAUGAAACCGAAGACAUUCAUACAAAUACACUUUUCAAUAUCGAUGAUGCUAUAAUUGAUGAUCAAUCUGACGUGAUGGAAGUCGACGAGGAAUUCUCUUUCGAUCAUCAUGCAACAGUCGAUAAAAACGAACAAAUCGACUUAGAUAUGUCUUUUCAAUUGGAAGAUCUUAAAGUUAAUGAUCCAUCUGAUAUGAUGGAAAUUGAAGAACAAUCUUUUUCCGAAGACUACAAAAUCAUAGAUUCAAAGUCAAGAAAGAUUCUAAAUCACUUUCUUUGUGCACUUGAGUUUGAUAAUAUUACAGAUUCUAGUCAAAUUACUAGUCAAGCUCAGAUAAUCAAUGACUUGAUUAAAAAAUUACCAUUUAUAACUAUAUAUAAUAGAGACAAAUCCGUUCGGUUAAUAUCACCAGAAUAUCCUGUUCAAGCGUUCGAUUCAGUUUAUGCUAGAACUCGCACGACUGCAGAUGGCAAUUGUUUAUAUAGUUCCCUUUCUAUAUUGCAUAUAGGAUCUGAAAAACUAACUCAUUCGAUGAGAUUGUUGGCAGUCAAUGCAAUGCUGAAUAAUAGCGAUUAUUUUCAAAGACUUUGUACAGUAUUGUGGUAUUCAUUUGAGGAACAGUUGAUAAAAACUGCUACGAAUACAAAAUGGGGUGGAGAAGUUCAAAUUCAGGCGCUCUCUAUAGCUCUCUCUCAUCCUAUCUAUUCAUAUAUUAAGUUUAUUAACGAUCCAGAACGUACACAAUAUAUUCCAUCGAACAUUAGUCUACAGGAAUUAAUCGAUCGAUUUAAUAAAGGGACAGCAGGUGGUCAUCUAAAAUAUACAGGAUACAAAUCCGACAGGAAUAAACUAGGAUUUUGUGUUUACUAUAAUGGUAUUCAUUAUGAUGCUCUUUUACCCUUUCGAAAUAAUCCUCAACAAAAUGAAAAUGAUAUAAAAGAACCAUUUAGUAGUUUUUUUCAAAAUGAACAUAUUACAUUAUCUUUUGGAGAAACAAAAUCUGUUAAAGCAAUAGUAUUAUCAAAUAGAGAUCGAUAUGAAAGUAAAAUUUGUAAACAACUUGAAGAAGCAAUGAAUGAUUUAUGUGAAAAUAAUAUAUCAACAGAUGCAUGGGGUGUUCUUUGUGCAGAAGCUGAAUUGGAAAAGGAAGAGAUAUCUGAUAAUAUAAUUAUUAAAUAUAAGAAUUUAACAGAUUUAGAUAAUGAUAAAAAUCCAGAUAUUGAAUAUAUGUUGGAAUCUAAAAAGAAAAAAAGAAAUCAAGAAAAAAAAUUAUAUGAAAUUCAUUCAAUUGUAUAUGAUUGA